AAGACUUUUGCUUUUUACGUUCCAUCCCAUGGUGUGAAAAACGCAGAAGUGUAAAUUGGUGUGAAUGCAUCGAUUGAGUCUAUUUUUAUCAAAAUUUGAGGUGACCGGGGUAUUGUGAACCUUUACCGCCUUUAUCGGUCUUUACCGUGAAUAUUUACUAAACCGUUAUUAGAAUAGGCAAUAAUUGUGCAAAAAUUUUUGUAAAUGGGCGAAUCUCUUCGACGAGAGAUUUUGCGAGUCUUCAAAAAACUUCAUAGAACAAGAUUAAAGACAUUUGAUGAUGAUGAAUACGCAUUGCAAGUUGUGAGGGAUGAGAUAAACAAAGAAUACAAAAAAUAUAAAAGUGUCACUAACCAGGCAGUGAUCAAGGAGUUAAAUAAAUUUGCUCAGGAAGUUGAACAUGAAAUACGAACAACUGUCAUACAAGCUGUUGAAAAAACACCUGGAAGACUAGCACUGCGACUUACUCCAGAUGUCUUGGUAGAUAAUGUGCCAUAUAAGGAUCAAAAAGAUAAUAAUUUAAGCAAAGAAAGUAAAGACUAAAAUUGAGCUACUCACAUAUGAUAUUGAACGAUAUCGAACAGG
This is a messenger RNA of Cyphomyrmex costatus, 585 nucleotides long. RefSeq names its product complex III assembly factor LYRM7. The record is from RefSeq and is a predicted model, not a curated record. The transcript is spliced from 5 exons. Gene Ontology annotation, cellular component: mitochondrial matrix. NCBI's taxonomy places the organism in Eukaryota, Metazoa, Arthropoda, Insecta, Hymenoptera, Formicidae. Gene Ontology annotation, biological process: mitochondrial respiratory chain complex III assembly. The coding region runs from base 205 to 543 and encodes 112 amino acids. Gene Ontology annotation, molecular function: protein folding chaperone.